Gambusia affinis (western mosquitofish) is the source of this 7944-nucleotide messenger RNA. RefSeq names its product glutamate receptor 2-like. Gene Ontology annotation, molecular function: AMPA glutamate receptor activity; transmitter-gated monoatomic ion channel activity involved in regulation of postsynaptic membrane potential. Bases 206 to 2854 code for a protein of 882 amino acids. The transcript is spliced from 19 exons. Gene Ontology annotation, biological process: synaptic transmission, glutamatergic; monoatomic ion transport; modulation of chemical synaptic transmission. Gene Ontology annotation, cellular component: plasma membrane; AMPA glutamate receptor complex; dendritic spine. Lineage: Eukaryota; Metazoa; Chordata; Actinopteri; Cyprinodontiformes; Poeciliidae. The record is from RefSeq and is a predicted model, not a curated record.
AUUCAAGGCGCGUGCCUGCAAGUGAAGCGGCAGCAGCGGCACGCGCAUCCUCCCCGGAUCCAGAUCAGAGAGCAUCUGCAGUGGCCGAGCGUCUCUCAGCAGCCCCGGACCCGCACCAUGAGCCCGCAUCACGCCUGAUGGUGGUGCGUUGGUGAACCGCUCAGCAGAUCGACGUGGCAUCGCGUGCAGGAGCCCGGACUCCACCAUGAAGCUGCUCCUUGUGAUGACUUUCUUAUUCCGCCAGGCAUUUUCCGGUUCUCCCAGCGUCCAGAUCGGUGGUUUGUUUCCCAGGGGCGCGGAUCAGGAGUACAGCGCAUUCAGAGUUGGGAUGGUUCAGUUUGGGAUGGCAGAUUUCAGACUCACUCCACAUAUAGACAACCUGGAGGUGGCCAACAGCUUUGCUGUUACAAACUGCUUUUGCUCCCAGUUCUCCCGGGGCGUCUAUGCCAUAUUUGGCUUCUAUGACAAGAAGUCGGUCAACACCAUCACCUCCUUUUGUGAGACACUCCAUGUCUCCUUCAUCACACCGUCUUUCCCGGCAGAAGGAAUGAAUCAGUUUGUUCUGCAAAUGAGGCCAGACAUCAAGGGGCCUCUAGUUGCGUUGGUGGAGUACUAUAAGUGGGAGAAGUUUGCCUACCUGUAUGACAGCGACAGAGGUCUUUCUACCCUUCAGGUGAUUCUGGAUACUGCAGCAGAGAAAGAGUGGGUCGUAACAGCAAUAAAUGUAGGAGACCUGAAAGAUGAGAGUAAGGAUGAAGCUUACCGCUCCCUCUUUCAGGACCUGGAGAUCCGUAAAGAACGACGCAUCAUCCUGGACUGCGAACAAGAUAAAGUCAAAGAUAUUAUGGAGCAGGUGAUCACUAUAGGCAAACAUGUGAAGGGACACCACUACAUCAUCGCCAACUUAGGAUUUUUGGAUGGAGACAUCUCUAAAAUCCAGUAUGGAGGUGCAAAUGUAUCUGGAUUUCAGAUAGUUGACUUUGACAAUCCUGUGGUGGCAAAGUUUGACCAACGGUGGGAAGCUUUGGAGGAGAAGGAGUAUCCUGGAGCAGAUACACGAAUCAGAUACACCUCUGCCCUGACCUACGACGCAGUCAACGUGAUGACUGAGGCGUUUCGCUUCCUGCACAAGCAGAGAAUAGACAUGAGUCGCCGUGGCAACAGUGGGGACUGCCUAGCUAAUCCCGCAGUGCCCUGGGCUCAGGGCGUUGAGAUUGAACGUGCCCUCAAGCAGGUUCAAGUUAAUGGUUUAACUGGAAACAUUCAGUUUAACCAGCAUGGGAAGCGAACCAACUACUCAGUGGCAGUCAUGGAGCUUAAGAACAGCGGACCGCUAAAGAUUGGCACCUGGAGUGAAGCGCAUAAGUUUGAGGCGGACAAACAAGAUAUAAAUAAUGACACGACGGGAAUAGAAAACAAAACCGUCAUCGUUACAACUAUACUGGAAGCUCCGUAUGUGAUGCUAAAGAAGAACGCUGAUGAGCUUCAAGGCAAUGAUCGCUACGAAGGCUACUGUGUUGACCUGGCUGCAGAAAUUGCAAAGCACUGUGGAAUACGCUACAAACUUCGGAUCGUCGGAGACGGUAAAUACGGAGCAAGAGAUGCUGAGACCAAGAUCUGGAACGGGAUGGUUGGAGAGUUGGUGUACGGGAAAGCAGAUAUAGCAGUUGCUCCCCUGACGAUUACUCUUGUUCGAGAAGAGGUGAUUGAUUUCUCCAAACCUUUCAUGUCCCUGGGAAUCUCAAUCAUGAUCAAAAAGCCUCAGAAGUCCAAACCCGGCGUCUUCUCCUUUCUGGACCCACUGGCCUAUGAAAUCUGGAUGUGUAUUGUCUUCGCCUACAUCGGAGUCAGUGUUGUUCUCUUUCUGGUGUCGAGGUUCAGCCCAUAUGAGUGGACGCUUGAGGAGCCAGAGGACGGAGCUUUGCCGCUGACGACCGAAUCAACCAACGAGUUUGGGAUCUUUAACUCUCUUUGGUUCUCGCUGGGUGCAUUCAUGCGACAGGGCUGUGACAUUUCACCAAGGUCUCUUUCAGGUCGUAUAGUUGGAGGGGUGUGGUGGUUUUUCACUCUGAUCAUUAUCUCGUCAUACACGGCCAACCUGGCUGCCUUCUUGACGGUGGAGAGAAUGGUUUCUCCCAUUGAGAGUGCUGAGGAUCUCGCCAAGCAGACAGAGAUUGCUUAUGGGACGCUGGACUCCGGGUCAACCAAAGAAUUUUUCAGGCGCUCUAAAAUCGCUCUGUUUGACAAGAUGUGGCAGUACAUGAAAUCCGCAGAGCCUUCUGUGUUUGUCAAGAAAACAUCGGAGGGCGUCCAGCGUGUGAGGAAGUCCAAAGGGAAGUACGCCUACCUGCUGGAGUCCACCAUGAACGAGUACAUCGAGCAGAGGAAGCCCUGCGACACCAUGAAAGUGGGAGGAAACCUGGACUCCAAAGGCUACGGGAUUGCCACGCCCAAACAAUCCCCAUUAAGAGUGCCAGUAAACCUUGCCGUAUUGAAACUGAAUGAGCAAGGGACCCUAGACAAGAUGAAAAACAAGUGGUGGUACGAUAAAGGAGAGUGUGGCUUCAAGGACUCCACCAAUAAGGAAAAGACCAGCGCUCUGUCGCUUAGUAACGUGGCAGGAGUUUUCUACAUCCUGGUUGGAGGUCUGGGUCUGGCCAUGAUGGUAGCACUGGUAGAGUUCUGCUACAAGAGCCGUGCUGAAGCCAAAAAAAUGAAGAUGAAAUUCACGGAUGCAAUGCGCUCAAAAGCUCGUCUGUCUAUCACUGGGUCAACGAGUGAGAACGGCCGUGUUCCAGUGGCUUACCUUCGCCCAGGAUUACCCAUGAGCCUCAGUAUGACUGACCUCUCAUGACCUCACACAAGUCAGUGCCUUACAGCCAGUCAACACACUUUCAUCGAUCCCCGCUGUAAGGGAAGUGGACAGGAAGCGUUGCCCUCUUUGAGAAAAAGAAAAGACAUAUUACCAGUAAUGAUAACAGGCAACCCGCCCCGCUUUCUGAUCUGGAUUUUAGUCAUUCAAAACUCUAGAAACUCUCAAAUCCUUUACAUCUGGUCUGUAAAAACAAGGCAGAUGUCCUUCUGAAAAGACCUGCCCACUUGUAAAGUGAAUCAAACAAAGAUCGAAGGGAGAGACGGCUGGUCCUAGUCAAAUCCAUGACAAACAAUCAAGCACAGAGGACAGUUUUUUAAGUCAAAUAUUACUUGUUUUGUAGAUUUUUGCCAUGGAGGCUUCUCUUGUACAGAAAACAAGGACAGCAGUGACGACGAUGUUCAUGCAAUAACAACAGUUAUCAGGGACGCGAUCAGAAACUGUGGGGAUACAAGCUGGACCUUGUUUGAAAUGUGUUAAAAGUGCCAUGAACAAAAAACUGAUGUCCUGAAAUAUCAGUCUGUAUUGUGAUAGAUAAUGAUGUGAUUGUUCCGGGUUUUUUUCUUUCGUUAGCCUGUAAAUCCUUAUUUGAGAAAAACACACAAACUUUAACAGGAGUUCUUGUUGGUGCGGCUCUGGGAUUUUAAUUAUGAUAUUUAGUGAUGCUGUUAAAAACACCAAACUCAUGCAAAUAAGGCGGGCAUUCAUUCUUUCAGCUACGUCAAUAUGAUGAGUUACAAACUUUCUUUUCACUACAUAUUGUAGUCAAAACCUUAUUACCAGUAUUAACAUUUUCUCUUGUUAAUGAACAGUGUUCUAUCUGAACUACUAUUUUAGCUACACUCCACUUUUACAAAAUACUCCAAAAAAUGAACUUAUCUGAGGUUAGCCAAAGAGUCGAGCUUCCCCUGGGUGAAUUCCCAGCAAGUUCUGGGUUUUCCCAGUUCACUUCCCAGUUGGACUUCCCUAAACCCCCAGUUACAAUCUGAGGAUAAACCUCAGCUACUUACUCUCUAGCUGUGUUUCCAUUACAAAUCUGCGUAAAACUUAUUCGAAAUUCAGCUAAUGGCAAAAAAAAUACAAUUCCACAAUUGGGGUGUUUCCAUUAAAUAAGAAAUUAAAUUAAGAUCACAUGUGAAUAAGUUUGUUCAUUAAAAGUUAUAGCAGCGACGGAUGUAAACGGUUACGUUACACCAGAGACAGUUGGACGUUCAACAAUAAUCAAAUACAUUCUUUGGACCAAAAGUAUGAAAAUUAAAACCGAGUAGCAAAACCUGAACUAAAAUUAAAUAUUUGACUAAUAAUAACUAUUAGAAACUAGCAAACACACUCUAAAAACUAACUUUGAAUUAGACAAACAAAAAAGUCUUAUUCAAAGAUUUAUACUACAAUGAAAAAAACAGAUUUUCGCUCUUACCUUCAUUUUGCACCAGAAACUUUUACUGCAGGUUCAUAAAGAGAAGAACGCCUGUCGUCAUUUUUAUGUUCAGCAUUGCUGAGCACCAAAAACCUGAACUAAACCACUACUCAUCUUAGAAUUAAAAUUGGAUAUUUUAGCACAGUGUUAGUUAGUUCAGUUUUUAUCAGAUUUUUGACGCUAAAAUGAUAAAGGAGAAGUGUAAUCGUAUUAUAAAGCGAUCCAGUGGUCCACAUGUAUGGAAAUGUCCAAAUGUAACGAGGGAAAAUAAAAAAUAGAUGGUUUAGUUUCUAAACUUUACCAAUAGAGUUCUGUACUACUUCUUCUUAUUAUUAAUAUUAUUCUAGCAUUUUGAAAGUAAACAGCAUCCUUGCACAGAUUAAAUUAACAACAAUCUGAAAAUCCUUCAGAGCCACAAAAGACAUUUUGUUUUGUUUUUUAUAAACCCUGCACUACAUCUGUUUCUGUAAAUAUGAAGAUGUGAGAUGAAUUUCUCUUCUUUUUUAAAGCCAACAACAACAAAUGCUCACACUGUUUACUGUACAUGGUGUACACACUUAAAACGCAUCACACCACACAUCCCUGCACCCGUACAUUUGCAUGUGCGUUUGCACAAACUAUCAGAAGAGUUCUGAAGCCAAGUGUGUGACGUGCCAAACGGACUGAGAAGCAAUCAGAGCUCUCAAACGGCAGCUGCUGAAACUGAAACCUGAGCCAGCAGAAGCUCUCAUCGCCAAGAGACGGAACAAAAAUAAUGUGAAGACUUUUUCAAAACUCUACUGCAUCGAUGGUGCCAACAAUGACGACGAGGAGGACGAUGAAGAGUGGACAAAGAGAGCAUUUGCAUGUCACUUAAUUAUUUCUUUUCUUUCAGAUCAACCUGUCAGCCUGAACCCUUGUAACUGGCUGCUUAAUAGUGUUUGAUAAUGAUAGCCGUUAGAAGAAUAUAAACGAUUUUAAUUAAAGUACUAAUGUUGUUCCUGUUAUGUAAGUGUAUGCUUUUCGAGAAUUUGAUUCUGCUAUUUUAUUUCUACAAAAAGCUGAUUUUUGUUCGACUAGUUUUAAGCUUAAUGAUAAGCUACAACAAGCUUCAAACGGCCAAGGUGUGCGCCUCAGUUUCUGCUAAAAGACACAUAUCAUUGUCGCCAUGAUCACAUGUGACUGGUUUAUCUUUGGGACUUAGGCUACGUUCACACUGCAACCUCAAGUGACCCAAUUCCAAUUUUUUUUCUUAAAUUGGAUUUGUUUUUUAUUUAAUCUAUUUAUUUAUAAUUUUUUGUUUCUUUGGCGUGGUCAUUCAUAUUUCCAAAUAUGCGACCUGUACGUGAUCACAAGUGUGAACAGCAAACGCAUGCGCAGUAGAGGGCGCAAUAACGUCACACAUACAGAACGUGCUCAGUGUUUUGCCAACCGCCGUCAAAAAGAAGUAGUGCUCAGUGUUUGCGGAAGUAAACAUGGAUGCUAAUGGUGGAGCAUAGUUUACGAAUUUGAAGUUGUUGUCCGACCGGAGCCAGCACAUCAACGACUUAAUCCUCAUUAUCGUCCGCCAUGGUUGUUGUUUUUCUUCCCGCUUGCACAUAUCAGGACGCAGAAUAGGGACGUUUGUCGAGUAUCAGUGACGUUCAGGUCGGAUUAAUGCGACCUGAACGUCAGGUUACAUUUGAAUCGGAAACCCAAGUGACCUGAAUCGUAUUCAAAAAAAAUCCGAGCUGUGUGGUUCAGAGUGUCAUGAAAAGAUCAGAUACAGGUCGCAUUAAGGCAAAAAAUAAAAAAAUCAGAAUUGGGUCACAUCGGACUGCAGUGCAGCCUAAGGUGUGUGGAAAUCAUCACAGUUCAUUGCUGAUUUUGUGUUUGUUUAAUCUCUUGUUAUAAAAAAAAAAAUUGAAAAAAAAAAAGGUUACUUUUCAGUGGUGAAGUUUUCAGUGUAAGGCAGUUUGUGGGUUAUAUUUAACAUAUUGCCUCGUGAAUACAUGAAUAGGCAGAGCGGUACUGUAUCAGGGUGACAUUUCUCAAAAGGCUUGGGACAGAGUGCAAUCUGAAUCUGUUACUGUAAUAUUUAUUAUGUAUGUGUGCAUUUCGAGUUGGUCUUUUUAUUAGUGACUACGUCUGAUGCUAGCUAACUAUAAUGCCCUGCAAAACUACCAACAAAACUAUUUUGCAUUUUGUCAUGUUACAGUUUUUCAUUGGAUUUGGGGAUUUAUUUUAUGUGAUAGACCGACACAAGUGACUCUUUAAGAUUCUGACAAUAAAGAAGUACGUAUGCAAUUUAAAAACUGCACUUAUUCAGUUUUUAAAUUGAAUAAUUGCUUUUAAUUAACGCAACAGAAUUAUACUAAAAGUAACAGGUGUUUUCAUUAUUUUUAUAUAUUUUUUCUAUUUUGAUAGAAAUUAUGUGCAGAUAUGAACACUCCAUCUUAAAAAUUGUAACCAUCAGCUUUUAGAAAAAAAUGUUUUUCUUUAUGUUUAAACUUAAAAAUAGGAAACAAAUUGUGGUUCUUUAAAAAUAAUAGAUUUUCUGUAGUGGAUAUUUAUCAAAAACUAAGUUUUUUAAAUGCUAUGUAAUAUUUGCAGCUGUAAUAUACCAACAAUUAGAUUUUAAUUAGAAGUAUCUGAGAAACAUACCCACAUAACAAUUAUUAGCUUUUAAUUAAAUGAAAAUCAUAAUUUUCAUUUAUUAUUCACAACGUCGUGUUGGUCUGUCACAUACUUUGAUGCUAUACAUUGAAGUUUGUGCGUGUAAAGUGACAAAAUGUGAAAGAAGAGCUUUGCAAGGCAACGUGUGAAGGAGCCAGAACUCAAAUGGAUGCACAGCUACAUAUCGCCUCCGCAGGUGAGCUUUUGGUUAUGAAAAGGACUGAAUUUGUUGUAUUAUGACUUUUUAUUUAUGUUAUUUAAUAUGCAAAUGUCACUAUAAGGGGGAUUGACUGUAUUCACAAAUGAACACUCAUUGUGUUGAUACUUGGUUUGUAAUCUGAAUAUUUACAGUAAAUAUUAAACAUGCAUGCUCUCCACAAUUGUCAGUGAGUUAUGUAGUGUUUUUUGAGUAUAUCACAUAUUUAAUAUCUCCCACAGAAAACACUGAUGCAAAAUUUUAUGUUUUAUUAGGCGGGUUUUUUCUGUUUUUUAAUUGAGGGCAGAUUUUGCUCUUGUGACAGUUCAGCUUCCCAUCCACCAGGGGGCAGUAACUUUUUUAACCACCCAACACUCGCUAACAGUAAAACCAGAUUCUGGACUGACAGGGACGAACCUCUCCAGUCAUAAUGAACAUAAUGAGAUUCUUUUUUAAGAAAUUCAUUUAAAAUUCACUUCAUUGCAAUUUCGAUGCAAUUUUAUUCUUUCCCUUUCGAACACAUUGAUACAUAUCAACUAAAGUUUAGUUCCUAAUAUUAGAUAUUCUACAUCAGAUUCUGGUUGGAAAACACAAACCUCAGGUUUAUCUUUGCUUUUUACUUAUGUUUUUUAUGUUGGAGACCUGAAAUCUAGAGAAAAAAAAUUAUGGAAUGUUUAAAAUAAACACCUUAGGUUCAUAAAAUGUCAAAUAUUAAAUUGCAUGUUUUGCAGUUUGUUCUUUCAUUAAUUGAUGUUUUUUGUGGCAUCAAUCAUAUAAGAUGCCGCAAAAAAACAUUUUUCUUUCAUAGAUUUAUUUUUAGCGCUC